CAUUUGCAGGCUAAGGUCAUGAGUGAUCGGUUUGAGUGUGUUGUACAUCAUGGGGGUGUGUUUACUGAGUUUAAUAGGUUAGGUUAUGAUGGGUUAGAGGAGAUUUGGGGGGUUGACCCGGAUUAUUGGAGUUAUUUCGAGGUUAUGGAUGGUAUAAAAGAACUAGGUUACCCAAAAGUAGAUAGUUUGUGGUAUUACGUUGCAAUGGAUGAUAAUGAGUUAGUGAUGUUGAAAGACGACACAGGAACAACUAGAAUGAAAGUUAUUGCAUUGAUUAAUGGGAAUGUGCAUCUAUAUGUCAUGCAUCCAGUUGAAGCAGAAGCUGAAUAAUUAAUGAGGAUGUGGAUGAAUUGAAUAAUGCUUCUAUAGUAGGAACUUUUGAUGAGUUGGGGACCAUUGAAGACUUGA
This is a messenger RNA of Vicia villosa (hairy vetch), 408 nucleotides long. RefSeq lists its product as uncharacterized. The record is from RefSeq and is a predicted model, not a curated record. The transcript has 2 exons. NCBI's taxonomy places the organism in Eukaryota, Viridiplantae, Streptophyta, Magnoliopsida, Fabales, Fabaceae. The coding region runs from base 19 to 330 and encodes 103 amino acids.